Penicillium manginii is the source of this 1098-nucleotide messenger RNA. RefSeq names its product checkpoint protein HUS1 family protein. Gene Ontology annotation, biological process: meiotic DNA integrity checkpoint signaling; telomere maintenance; mitotic DNA replication checkpoint signaling. The coding region runs from base 1 to 1098 and encodes 365 amino acids. Gene Ontology annotation, cellular component: site of double-strand break; nucleolus; checkpoint clamp complex. The transcript has 5 exons. Lineage: Eukaryota; Fungi; Ascomycota; Eurotiomycetes; Eurotiales; Aspergillaceae. The record is from RefSeq and is a predicted model, not a curated record.
AUGCGCUUCCGAACCCAAUUAAAGGACACAAAGACCUUCUCAAAGCUAACAGCCUCACUAUCCUCCCUCGGCAAAGUAUGCUGGAUGCGACUCGAGUACGAUGUGGUACGCUUUACCAUCAUCCCGGAGCAAGGCACCCAAGUAUGGGCUCAAAUUCCCGUUGACACAAUCUUCGAAGAAAACACCUACGAAAUGGAAUCCAACUCCGAAGCAAUAAACAUCGAAAUCAAUAUCGCAAACCUGAACCGCGCCCUCCGCUCAACAUUCGGCUCCUCACAAUCCCAACUCCGCCUCACAAAAAAGGACAAAAUGCCCCUGCUAGCCCUAACAGUCCUAUCAACCGACUGGACAGAAGGAAACAUGGCGCUCGCCACCGAAGAAGGCACCACAGACCACCACGACGACCAGCCCGGCGAAGUAACCGGUGAUCGCCGAGCCCGCGAGCGCGAAACGCGCAUCACGCAGGAAAUCCCCAUCAAGAUCUUGCACGAGUCGGCUGUUGAUGGUCUUCACGAACCGCAUUGUCCGGACCCGGAUGUUCAUAUUAUUUUACCCGGAUUGUCGCAAUUGAAAAGUAUUUCGGAUCGAUUUAACAAAUUAGCGUCUACGGAUUCGAAAAGUAGACAACAGCAAACGGGGCUGGGACUGGGUGCAGUGGACAAUUCGAAUUCAAAUGCAAAUUCAAAUGCGCAACCAGGAUCAGGACUGUCGUCUUCUUCGGGGCCAAAGUUGGAAUUAUCGGCUAACAUGCAUGGUAAACUCAAGCUUGCUAUUGCGACGGAUGAGUUGCGUAUUGCGAGUGUUUGGUCUGCGUUGGUGAAUCCACCGCUUGACCCAGCUCAUAUUUCGGAGCAGCAGUUGUCGCAGUUACCCAGUGAGCGGAUGCGGGGAGUCGGCGAGGAUGAUGAGUCUGGUUGGGCGAAGGUGCGGAUUGAUGGGAAGGAUUGGAGUCGGGUUUUAAGCGUGGGCAGGCUUAGUCCGAAGGUUGUUGCUUGUUUUAUCAAUGAGACGGCUCUUGUGCUGUAUGUUUAUCUACCUGGCAGUUGGAAUGGCGAAGAGUCGUGUUUGACGUAUUACAUCAACUCAUUUGCAGCGUGA